Messenger RNA from Agrilus planipennis (emerald ash borer), 2153 nucleotides. Its product is annotated as G2/mitotic-specific cyclin-B3. Gene Ontology annotation, cellular component: centrosome; cytoplasm; cyclin-dependent protein kinase holoenzyme complex. The transcript is spliced from 6 exons. Gene Ontology annotation, biological process: regulation of cyclin-dependent protein serine/threonine kinase activity; mitotic cell cycle phase transition. Bases 174 to 1676 code for a protein of 500 amino acids. Lineage: Eukaryota; Metazoa; Arthropoda; Insecta; Coleoptera; Buprestidae. The record is from RefSeq and is a predicted model, not a curated record. Gene Ontology annotation, molecular function: cyclin-dependent protein serine/threonine kinase regulator activity.
AUGCUAUUAGCUAAACCAAUCGGAACGAAAAGACCUUUAACAGCUUUUGCUUUUUGAGCAUUUCAAAAUAAGAAGAGGUGGUCUCUUAAAUGUGACCGUUUCACUAAGAAAUAGUAUUACUUAUACAUUUUUUCUAAUCUAUUUUAUACCAGUUUUGAGAAUUGUGUUAAAAGAUGGCUCCAACAAGAGCAACAAAACCUGAACUAAUAUUGGCUGUGGGUGCAAAACGUGUUAACACUAAUGCAAUAUCUACAAGGAGCAAGUCAACAAUAAUAAAUGUAGUUAAAGAAAGGGCAAAAAGAAAGGCUGAUGGCUCUCCUCCUAAAGAAAAUGGAGUCAAACGCUCUGCUUUUGGUGAUAUUACCAAUGCUUUAAAGAAAACAAAAGAAACUGAGAUUAAAGGCAAAACAAUAAUUAAAGUUCCAAAUGCUGCAAAAAAGGUAAAAGUGCAAGCAAAGGUUUUGCCAACGGUAAGGACAGUUAAUCAUAAAAAAAAUGAAAAUACUUGUCCACCUCCUGCACCAGUCAACAACAAACCUAGAACAAGAGCAACCCAAAGAUUACAUCAACCUAAUCAGACUGUUCAAAAACCAAAAGAAGUGUUGAAAGAUAACACCAAUGUAAACCAGAAAAUUAAGACUAGAUUAAGUAAUGAAUUUGAGAAAACAGAAGAAUCAUUAUAUAGCACUGCCAUAGAUAUCAAUAUUUCCAAUUGCAACAGCAGUACUGUCAAAAGUAAUGGCUCCAAAAUUGAUCAAACAGAAGAGAAUGACAAAGGUAUUGAUCGUUUAUCAAAGGUUUCCUUUGUUGCCCAACAGCUAGAGAAAAAAUUAACGUUGAAUAGUUAUUGUGGAAGUCCUGAAGGAAUUGAUGACUUUGAUAAGGAAAACUGGAAUGAUCCUUUCCAAGUUUCACAUUAUGCAAUGGAUAUUUUUAAUUACCUCAAAGAAAGAGAAUCUUACUUCACCAUAAAAGAUUACAUGGAUCAUCAAAUUCAUCUUUCAUGUUGGAUGAGAACGUUACUAAUUGACUGGAUGGUAGAAAUUCAAGAAAGUUUUGAAUUGAACCAUGAAACUCUAUAUCUAGGCGUCAAAUUGGUAGAUUUAUACUUAAGUAAAGUAAUUGUUUCUCGGGACGAUUUACAACUUGUUGGUGUAGCUUCCAUAUUUAUUGCAAGCAAAUUUGAUGAAAGGAUUCCACCUUCUGUAGAUGAUUUCGUUUAUAUUUGCGAUAGUGCAUAUGAUCGCAGAAAACUACUUCGAAUGGAAAUGAAUAUACUGAAAGUGAUCGACUUCGAUCUGGGAAUACCGUUAAGCUAUAGAUUUCUGAGACGAUAUGCGAGAUGUGCUAAAGUCAAUAUGCCUACGUUAACUUUAGCCAGAUUCAUAUUAGAAUACUCCUUAAUGGACUAUGCAAUUGUGACACUUCGGGACUCUAAACUAGCUGCAGCUGCCCUAUAUAUUGCUUUAAAAAUGAAAAAUAUAAGUGGAUGGACCCCUACCCUUGAAUAUUAUACAGGUUACACGUUAAUGGAAUUCAUUGAUAUUGCACGUCUCUUGAAUAAUGGCCUGCAUCAGAAGCCAAAAGAGCAAAUAAUGACAGUUCGGAACAAAUAUUCACAUAAAAUAUUUUUUCACGUAGCGAAAACGCCCCUCGUACCUACGGAAGAUUUGUAGGGUAUCGCUCAGGUACAUUUUUUAGUUUAUUGACUGUACGUGCAUAUUGUAUGUCCUUGUGUAUAUUGAACAGAAGAUAUAUUUUAUUUUUAGACGUAUAUUUACUUUUAAUAUGAUUGUUGACUGCGUUUAUUAAGCAAUAAAAAGGAUUUGCCUUUUUAUUAUUGAUAAGUAUUGAACUGCCAUUUUUAGAUGUAUGUAUUGUAUGAUAAACACACUAAUAUAUAUUACCGAUAUUUUAAAAAUUACGACUAUUGCGGUGUAGGUUUUAAUAUUAUACAUCCGAUGUAAACUACUGAUUAAUCAAAUACCAGUGUUUUGUUUGGUAUUUAUUUUAGUUUUGACUUGCCCUGAAUCAGUUGUUUGUAUCUUUUUAUAAUAAACUAUAUACUACUACUGUAAAAAAAUUAAAGGUCUUUUUAUGUAGAAAGUCGUAUUCUGCAAGUAAUGACGUAUUUUUUUUAAACAUCAAUGAAC